UCACGAUCAUCGGUGCGACCGUAAAAUCAACUGCCAACGCAUGUCGCCUGCUUUCCUUGCGGACCGUUGGGCUUCGUCGCCCAAGGCGAUCUUCUUAGAGGCAGAUGCACUGGACACUACAUCCUUCCGCGCGGUGAUCAUCUUGGGGAGUAUCGCGCUCUUCGUCGUCGCCGCCUUCAUCACGUUCCUUGGAUACAAGCACUUUUCGACGGCGCUCGUGCUCCAAGGCGCCAUUCUAGGAGGCUACAUGGGAUGGUACAUUGGCAGCGCGUUCGCCGAUUCGUCUGAGACCAAGAGCGUCAUGGUGCAUUUGUCUGUGGCGAUAGUCCUGGGGCUCUUCCUCGCCGUGUUUACAUGUUGCAUGAAAGGCGUCAUGCGAUUCCUCUUUGGCUUUGCGCUGGGGGUUCAAAUUGGCUCGGUUGCCAACAUCGUCUGGCUACACUCGUUGACUUUGGGUAUUAACGAGAGCAACCCAAACAACCUUGGCUACGUCGUCAUGGCAGCAGUCGGACUCGUCUUGGGAGCGCUGGCCUUUGUCUCUGGCAGAAAGGGCCAUAUCGUGCUCACAGCGUGGGUGGGGGCGUACUGGGUCAUUCAGGCUGUAGGCAACUUUUUCGGCAAGUACGUUGUUGAGACUACAAUGUGCAGUCUAUUUGUGUUGCCGUCGGGAUCAUGCAUAUUUUGUAGCUUCCCAUCCCUCUUCUAUCCGUUUCCGCAAGACGCGCGCACUGCGACGGUGUCCACUUCGUACUUCAUUUACAUUGGCGCGUGGGUGCUCUUGGCAGUGGGUGGCAUGGCCACACAGCUCCACUUGACCACGUUUGACAGCAACUACCACGACAUGGUCGACCCUGACGAUGCAGACGACAUCAGCCUGGAGAAGGACUUGCACAAAAGCCACACCCCGUACAAAAACGUGCAAGAUGUGUCCGUUUGAAGUUGUUGGCUGCUUAUAUUUUCGAGAAAUUGCAUAUGGGCUGAUAAUCUGUUAAUUCAUUUCGUGGAGUAUGCUCCACUUUGUAACCCGUG
This is a messenger RNA of Aphanomyces astaci, 1029 nucleotides long. RefSeq lists its product as hypothetical. Bases 41 to 937 code for a protein of 298 amino acids. Gene Ontology annotation, cellular component: plasma membrane. Lineage: Eukaryota; Oomycota; Saprolegniomycetes; Saprolegniales; Verrucalvaceae. The transcript is spliced from 7 exons. The record is from RefSeq and is a predicted model, not a curated record.